AUGGCGAUGGCAGCCGUGCCCUUCCCCCUGAGUCAUCGCCUCACAUUGAAGGAGGUUUUUGACAGUGAGGGGAAGCCCAGGGUGGACCUGCUCAAAGCCCACCUCACCAAGGAGGGCCGCGUGGAGGAAGCCGUGGCACUACGCAUCGUCAACGAGGGCGCCGCCAUCUUGCGCCAGGAGAAAACCAUGCUGGACAUAGAAGCACCAGUCACAGUGUGCGGGGACAUCCAUGGGCAGUUCUUUGACCUUAUGAAGCUGUUUGAGGUGGGUGGCUCGCCGGCCACGACGCGUUAUCUCUUCCUGGGAGACUAUGUGGACCGGGGAUACUUCAGUAUCGAGUGUGUUUUGUACCUUUGGUCGCUGAAAAUCCUCUACCCAAAGACGCUAUAUUUACUGCGAGGAAACCACGAAUGUAGACAUUUGACAGAAUACUUCACCUUCAAACAAGAAUGUAAAAUCAAGUACUCGGAGCAGGUGUAUGACUCAUGCAUGGACGCUUUUGACUGCCUUCCCCUGGCUGCCCUCAUGAACCAGCAGUUCCUGUGUGUCCAUGGAGGACUCUCACCAGAAAUACACAACUUAGAUGACAUAAAGAAGAUAGACCGGUUCAAGGAGCCUCCAGCGUUUGGGCCCAUGUGUGACCUACUGUGGUCUGACCCUCUGGAGGACUUUGGCAAUGAGAAAACCCAGGAGUACUUCAGCCACAACACAGUCCGAGGCUGCUCCUACUUCUACAGUUAUCCAGCUGUAUGUGAGUUCCUACAGAACAAUAACUUAUUAUCAGUCAUCCGAGCACAUGAAGCACAAGAUGCUGGCUACCGGAUGUACCGCAAGAGCCAAACCACCGGCUUCCCCUCCCUCAUCACCAUCUUCUCAGCGCCAAACUACCUUGAUGUUUACAACAACAAAGCUGCAGUGCUGAAGUAUGAGAACAACGUGAUGAACAUCCGCCAGUUCAACUGCUCCCCUCAUCCCUACUGGCUGCCCAACUUCAUGGACGUGUUCACCUGGUCCCUGCCCUUUGUGGGGGAGAAAGUCACAGAGAUGCUGGUGAACGUGUUGAGCAUCUGCUCUGACGACGAACUCAUGAAUGACGGAGACGACCAAGAGAUCCUUGAUGCCAACGCAGCUGCAGCUCGGAAGGAGGUCAUCAGGAACAAGAUCCGCGCCAUCGGGAAAAUGGCCACGAUGUUCAAAGUGCUUCGGGAGGAGAGUGAGAACGUGUUGACGCUGAAGGGCCUGACGCCUACUGGCAUGCUGCCCAGUGGGGUGCUCUCUGGGGGAAAACAGACCCUGCAGAGUGCCACCACCGAGGCCAUCGAAGCCAUCGACACAGAAACUGAGGACGGAGAAGCCAUCCGUGGGUUCUCUCCCCAGCAUAAGAUCGCCAGCUUCGCAGAAGCUAAGGGGCUAGACCGUAUCAACGAGCGCAUGCCACCCCGCAGAGUCGGGGUCAACCACGUGGGACAGUCCAUGGGGAAGAUGAACAUGUCCGAGGCCAACGGCACCGACGACAACGACAACGGCAACGUCCAGUGAUGCUGAGGCCCGCCCCAGAGCUCAUGCUACUGCUGCGCUGUGCGACAAGACAUCGCCAAAAUCGUGA
Molecule: messenger RNA, 1606 nt
Organism: Salvelinus namaycush (lake trout)
Lineage: Eukaryota; Metazoa; Chordata; Actinopteri; Salmoniformes; Salmonidae
Product: serine/threonine-protein phosphatase 2B catalytic subunit alpha isoform-like
Exons: 14
Coding region: 1-1539 (512 amino acids)
Biological process (GO): calcineurin-NFAT signaling cascade
Cellular component (GO): cytosol; calcineurin complex; cytoplasm
Molecular function (GO): calmodulin-dependent protein phosphatase activity; calmodulin binding
Source: RefSeq, a predicted model, not a curated record